CUAGUAAUAUGAUGAAAUUCAAAACAAUCACCAGAACUUAUGUUAUCAAUCCAUUAAUAACGAUAAGCCUUUUAGUACCAAAAAAACGUAUAAAAAAACGAAAAAGUACAUCUUGCAGAAAAAAAAAAGAGAAAAAAAAAAACUAGACAAAACUCACCUACUAAGCAGCCAAUGUGAGGUUUAAUAUAUGCGUAGUACUUUAGUUUUUUUUUUUUUUUUUUUUUUGACAACCUUAAUAUUUGUAUAUCUAUAUAUCCUUGGUUUAAUCAAACAUUUUACAAACAAAAAAUUAGCUAAUUGUUAAGCAGAAUAAUAGACUAAAGAAGAUGCAAUCUUUGAUGGAGGAAGAAAGUAACAUACACCAAGCCAUGCAGCUGACAACCGCAAUUGCAUUGCCUAUGGCAUUGAAGGCUGCCAUGGAUCUCGGUCUUUUCGAGAUCAUGGAGAAAGCAGGAUCUAGUGCUCGUCUUUCACCUUCCGAUAUUGCUGCUCGUCUUGCUCCAAACACGAACAAUCACUCCCGAACAUCACAGAUGAUAGAUCGCAUCCUCCGCCUUCUCAGCUCAUACUCUGUUGUGUCUUGCUCUGUUGCUGAUGAUCAUGACCACAGUCAUAAUGAUGGUCAAACUCAAAGGCUAUAUGCUUUAGCUCCGCUUUCACGGCACUUCCUUCAAAGCAAAGAUGGUCAAGGCUCUUUAGCACCGAUGUUCAACAUGAUCCACGACCCGUUCAUGACAAAUGUUUGGUACCACAUGAAAGAUGCAGUUCUUGAAGGGGAAGUUCCACUGGCGAAAGCAUAUGGCAAGGAUCCCAAGGAAUCUAUCGAGAAAGAUGAAAGAUUUGCUUCAAUCUUCUUUGAUGCCCUGGAAGAGUUCAAUACCUUGUUUAUAAACAAGAUUCUGAACGAGUACAAGGGAUUCGAAGGCCUAGAAUCGGUUGUGGAUGUAGGGGGUGGAAAUGGCUCGAUUCUUAAAGCAAUUAUAUCGAAGUAUCCAGCUAUUAAAGGCAUCAACUUCGACUUGCCACCCAUAAUUGAGAAGCAGCCCGUUCGUGCUGGAAUCGAGCACAUUGCAGGCAACAUGUUCACAACCAUUCCAACAGGAGAUGCAAUAUUCAUGAAGUGGGUACUAAAAAAUCUAGACGACGAGCAGUGCUUGAACGUGCUUAAGAACUGCUUCAAGGCAUUACCAGAUGGUGGAAAACUCAUGACCGUGGAGCUUGUAAUACCAGAUAUCCCAGAUAGUAACAUUGGCAGCCGAAGUGUGUUUCAGUUUGAUGUGUACCUGACAAAUAUGAAUGCUGGAGGAAAAGAGAGGACUGCAGGAGAAUUUCAGGCACUUGCAAAGGCAGCAGGAUUUAAAGGCAUCCAAGCCAUGGUUCGGGCAUAUGAUUUGACUCUUCUGGAGUUUCAUAAAACUGCUAUCACCAACUAAAAACAGUACUGAGAAAGAUUUAUCUGAACAGUUUUCCCAUGUAUCAAGUGUAUGCCGAACCCCUUUAUUUGCAGCAAUGUAAGAAUAAAUGGAAAUAAUACCAUAUGCAAUUGUAAUUACAAAUAGACUUUGUAAUCACGAAUAGACUUAUAUCAAUUAGUCAUGCGUGAUUGAUUUUUAUUGCUAUCUUCAAUAACAGCCAAGCCAAAA
This is a messenger RNA of Chenopodium quinoa (quinoa), 1643 nucleotides long. RefSeq names its product caffeic acid 3-O-methyltransferase-like. NCBI's taxonomy places the organism in Eukaryota, Viridiplantae, Streptophyta, Magnoliopsida, Caryophyllales, Amaranthaceae. The record is from RefSeq and is a predicted model, not a curated record. Bases 327 to 1433 code for a protein of 368 amino acids. The transcript is spliced from 3 exons. Gene Ontology annotation, biological process: methylation. Gene Ontology annotation, molecular function: O-methyltransferase activity; S-adenosylmethionine-dependent methyltransferase activity; protein dimerization activity.